This is a messenger RNA of Vigna unguiculata (cowpea), 1576 nucleotides long. Its product is annotated as protein PAL OF QUIRKY. Gene Ontology annotation, molecular function: protein binding. The record is from RefSeq and is a predicted model, not a curated record. Lineage: Eukaryota; Viridiplantae; Streptophyta; Magnoliopsida; Fabales; Fabaceae.
UGGCCCCGGAGGCCCAGGAGGAGCAUGAGAUCGGUGAUGGUGGUGAUUCAUGGUUUCCGAUUGAAAGGAGAUUUACUUGGUGAGAUUAUGAAGAUGGUGAGAGAAGCGUUUGACUAAGAAAUAAAUAGCAGUGCAGCGUCUAGAACCUUUCCAAUACUUCUUUUCUACGUAUUCAACUUUCUACUUUAAUUCUUAACUAUUAAGAAUCCACCGCCAAGCUCCGUCUCAUGUGCAGCUACGGCGGCCACAUACUCCCCCGUCCCGGCACCAACUCCCUCUUCUACGCCGGCGGCGAAACCCGCAUCCUCUCCAUCCACCGCCGCACCCUCGCCACGCUCUCCUCCUUCCGCACCCAUCUCUCCACCCUCCUCUCUCUCAAAUACCCCUUCACUCUCAAGUACCAGCUCCCCCACCUCCACCUCGACUCCCUCAUCACCCUCGCCUCCGACGAAGACCUCCACAUCCUCGUCGACGAGCACCACCGCUCCUCCUCCCGCAUCAGACUCUUCGUCUUCCCCGCUUUCCGCCACCCCAAAAGUGAGUCAUGGUUCUUGGACGCCCUCAAGUGCUCCUCCAUCAUGCACCACUCCUUCCCUCUCGACGCCACCUCUUCCUCCGUCACCCCUCCCCUCCAUCACCACCCCUCUUCUCUUCCAAGUGAUAGUACUGUUUCCAGCAUCAUUUCGCAGCGGCACAAUAUAUGUUAUCAGGACCCUGUUCAAGUUGAAACUCAAAUCCCCUUUGUUUCCAAUAAUGCAAAUGUGAAUGCACUGUAUUCUUCAUUUCCACGCUUUAAUCCACUGCUGCAAUCUGCUACACGCAAUUUACCUCUUCACCAUAUUUACCAGCAACCUCGUCCUUCCACGCAUCUGCUUUAUCAAACCAAUCCUGUUUGCCCCGUAUACCUCGUACCUGUUACUCUGCCUAUGACAGCCUCCACUCAACCAUCAAUGAAUCUAAAUGUUUCAUCUUUAGGUUUCCAUGUACCACAUAACUAUACCUCUAACUCUCACAACUACUUAACACACACACAAACUGCACCACUCGUUCAUCAUCAUCAACCUCAAUCUCAGAAUAUAUCUAUUACUUCCGUGGAAUCUCCCGAGAGUGGGAAUGAACUUCACAACAACCUUGCUCGUGAUCAGAUAUACAAAUCUCAGCCCCCACCUCCGGCAUUGCCUUCUAAACACCAAACCUUGAGAAAAGACACGGCGGAGUUGUUGUCUGAAGCUCUUUCUCAGUUGCAUGUGGAUAGCCGCAGCAGAUAGAAACAUCACAGCCACAGUGAUUUUUAUUGUCUGGAACACAAUUUUUGUACAAUGGUCCAUCAUGUUUCUUUUUUCUUUUUUUUUCAUAGUGGUAUAUUGGUAUGUUUUUGCCUCUCUUUACCAUCUUAGUGUGUAUAAUAUUUUGAAUAUUUUCCUAUCACUACUGAUGAGAAUACUUCUUUCAUAUCUGCUUUGAUUUUUUUUUCUUUUUCGGAGAAGUAACUCAAUCCUCUGGCGUGUAAACCUUCUACGAUUUCAAAUGUCAAUCCUGAUAUGUUUUGGAUGGGAUCAACAUAAAAAACUAAAGA